This is a messenger RNA of Asterias rubens (European starfish), 2732 nucleotides long. Its product is annotated as polypeptide N-acetylgalactosaminyltransferase 13-like. Gene Ontology annotation, cellular component: Golgi apparatus. The transcript is spliced from 10 exons. The coding region runs from base 301 to 2067 and encodes 588 amino acids. Lineage: Eukaryota; Metazoa; Echinodermata; Asteroidea; Forcipulatida; Asteriidae. The record is from RefSeq and is a predicted model, not a curated record.
UAGUCGUCUAGUCAUCAACACACUGUAGUAACAGCUCCAUGUGGAUGCACGUGCUGUCGAAUGGGAUUUAAACAUUGGACUCGGCCACUCAAGCUAUGACUUCUCAACAUUAUGGCAAAACUGUCACAAGGAUUGUCUUUGAAAUGCUAGUAAAAGGAUGGAUUGUUCCACUGUGCAUGUUGAUACAUGUCUGCUGGCCCGAGGAUUAGACACAAGUUACUCCAGAGAUCGAGUUAGUAACUGCUGCGGUUCUGGACACGAGCACAACGUCAGGGUUGCUCAACAUCACAGCAGACGAGAAUGGCAACAAAACUAUUUUCUCUUUUACUUGGUGGGAUAAUAUGGUUUUCCAUGGCGUCCGUGGUGUAUUUCUUCUACCACGAGAGCACCUUACAGCCAACAAACAGGAGAGCGGUUUUUCUUAUGAUUGAAGGAGAAAGCCGCCAGGAAAACGACGGUCCGGAACGGGCAAGAAGUCGAACUAAACUGGGAUCAUCGAACGAGCUCGCCGACUCGGAGUUCGGUCAACUCGGCCGGGACGUGCCGAGGUUUGGCCCCGGGGAGAACGGUCAGCCAGUGCUGCUCUACGGCGAAGCGAAGGAGAGGGCAGACGACACCAUGAAAGUGCACAAUUUUAAUUUAGUUGUCAGCAAUAUGAUAUCUGUGGAAAGAACAUUGAAAGAUACGAGACAUGAGAGGUGUAGAAGCAUCAACUACCACGUUUCGGCGCUUCCAUCAGUCAGUGUCAUUAUAGCAUUUUACAACGAGGCCUGGUCGGCGCUCCUAAGGACCAUCUACAGUGUUUACAACAGAAGCCCAACGUCCUUGCUCAAAGAAAUAAUCCUAGUGGACGAUAGCAGCGAUGACGGAGAUAUAGUGGAACAUAUGAAAGCCAUCCCCCGUCGGGUCCGCAUCAAGGUGAAGCUGGUUCAGACCAAGCGCAGAGAAGGGGUGGCCAAGGCCCGACUCUUGGGGGCUGGAGAGGCCGUUGGGGAAGUCUUGGUGUUUCUGGAUUCUCAUAGUGAAGUCAACACACACUGGUUAGAGCCUCUGCUGGAUGCAAUCAACAGAGAUCGCUCAACGGUGGCCGCACCAGUCACAGACGUCAUAGAUCAUGAAACGCUAGAGUACGUAGAGUCUGGGAUUUCUCGUUCAGUCUUCAGAUGGGAUCUCAGCAUCAAACAGUCGCCGCUCUCUAAGGCUGAUCUCGCUGAUAGGCACAGCCCUGCUGAGCCUCUGAGAACACCCGUUUUGGCAAAUGGCAUCUUCGCCGUUGACAGGAAUAAUUUUGAGAGGAUCGGAGGGCUGGAUAACCAAAUGGAAGGAUGGGGUGGAGAGACACUGGAGUUUUCCCUCAGGGUAUGGAUGUGUGGUGGAAACGUUCAAAUCAUCCCAUGCUCCAGAGUGGGUCAUAUCGACCGUAAGGAAACACCCUAUGAUUUCCCAGGCGGUGUAGAGUCUACAUAUCUCCACAAUGUUGGACGCGUCGCUGAAAUCUGGAUGGACGACUUCAAAAAGGACUUUAAUGCAGCAUUACCAGAAGCACAAAAUAAAUAUUAUGGCGACAUCGCAGACAGAAUAGCGUUAAGAGAUAGAUUAGCAUGCCAUCCCUUCAAGUGGUACCUGGAGAAAGUUUACCCCAGCCUGCAAGGGACAGCUCAGGAUAAGCUGGUUGCUUGGGGAAGGUGCCACAACAAGCAGGCUAACCUGUGUGUUGACACGGUCAAAGCUGGAGAGAGUAAACCAAUCGGUGUCGCCAAAUGUGGAAAGGGGCUACCAAGCCAGGCAUUUAUGAUCACACUGGAUGGUGAGUUCCGUUGGGAAGACCUGUGCUUAGACCUGGCUGACUACAGGCCUGGACAAAAACUGACACUAGAGGGCUGCCACGGAAUGGGAGGCAGCCAAGAGUGGAAACAUAGCAAGCCGGGUCAUAUAACCCACAAAGAGAGCGGUAUGUGUUUAGACGUUGCUGGUCUCCAAACCAAAGUUCUCGUCAUCAACGUUUGCCGAGAACGGCCCACGGAAUCCUGGGAAUUCGCUCAUUACAGAAAACCAAAGAAAAGCUGAUGAAGAAUAUGUUAUCACUACGAUUAUUUAAAUAUUUUUUAUGCAAUUGAUAGAAAAAACAUCAAAUGGUAUUUUUGUAAGUAUUAGGUGAUCCCCGUACAGCACAAAAUUUUCCUAUACUGGGAUGGUGCAGCGUGGCAUCAUAGUGAAAGUGAAGAAAGGAAAUAAACAAAGUGGUGGAUAAAAAGCACAAGAAGUUGAUAAAAUCCAACAAAACUGUGGUGCAGGUUCAAAAGCUUGACUUGAAGAUUAAGAGGAGCCUCAUCACUUUAAUGGCAGGCAGGGCGGCUUUCUGGAAGGCGGUGGUUGAUGUAGCCAGGACAGCAGCUGCAGGCAACUGGUUCCAAAGCUCCACGGUGCAUUGAUGGCAGGAGAACUUGUUUAGGUCAACUGGUAUAUUUCAAUUGGUGAUAAUGAUGAUGAUGCGAUGGCUUAGUCUAAUCCAACACCAACUCGGGACUGGGUGGCAGCCCUCCACUCUUCCCUUUCCAGUAUUAGGGUUCUCAUCUCCCCUGUGUCACUAAGGCCAACAUCCCACCGCAAAGUGUUGAUGAAUGUGGCUCGUCGCUGUCCCCUGUCCACCAGAUUGAAGCGUUGGUGUUUGAUCAGCAGAGUGUGGGUUCGAGUCCCAGUCGUGACACUUAUUAAGUAAGACACUUAACCAC